AUGCAGGCUCCCGUGCUUGUGAUGAACACCCAAGGUGGUGAACGGCAGACUGGGCGCAAGGCCCAGCUGUCCAACAUCGCUGCUGCCAAGACUGUUGCCGAUAUCAUUCGGUCGUGUCUGGGCCCCAAAGCGAUGCUCAAGAUGCUUCUCGACCCGAUGGGUGGCAUCGUGCUGACCAACGAUGGCCAUGCGAUCCUGCGAGAGAUCGAGGUCUCGCACCCGGCAGCCAAGAGCAUGAUCGAGCUGAGUCGGACACAGGACGAGGAGGUCGGCGACGGCACGACGACGGUGAUCAUCCUAGCGGGCGAGAUCUUGGCCCAAGCACUCCCACAACUAGAGCGCAACAUUCACCCGGUGGUGAUCAUCGCGGCAUUCAAGCGGGCGCUCAAGGACGCGCUCGAGAUCAUCGACGAGAUCUCGCUGCCCAUCGACAUCAAUGACGACAAGGCCAUGCACGGGCUGGUGUCGUCGUCGAUCGGGACCAAGUUUGUGUCGCGGUGGUCGGAGCUGAUGUGCGACCUGGCGCUCAAGGCGGUGCGCACGGUCUCGUGGGACGCCGGCAACGGCAAGCAAGAGGUGGACAUCAAGCGGUACGCGCGGGUGGAGAAGGUGCCGGGAGGCGAGAUCGAGGACAGCCGGGUGCUGGACGGCGUGAUGCUCAACAAGGACAUCACGCACCCCAAGAUGCGGCGGAAGAUUGUCAACCCACGCAUCGUGCUGCUGGACUGCCCGCUGGAGUACAAGAAGGGCGAGUCGCAGACGAACAUUGAGGUCACCAAAGAGGAGGACUGGAACCGCAUAUUGCAGAUCGAGGAGGAGCAGGUCAAGUCGAUGUGCGACGCUGUCCUGGCCCUCAACCCGGACCUGGUGAUCACGGAGAAGGGCGUUUCCGACCUGGCCCAGCACUACUUUGUCAAGGCCAACGUGACGGCGCUGCGCCGCGUACGCAAGACGGAUAACAAUAGGAUAGCACGCGCGACGGGAGCGACGAUUGUCAACCGGGUGGAGGACCUGCAGGAGAGCGACGUGGGAACAAAUUGCGGACUCUUUGAGAUUGAGAAGAUUGGCGACGAGUACUUUACGUUCCUGACGCAGUGCAAGACGCCCAAGGCCUGCACGGUGCUGCUGCGGGGGCCGUCCAAAGACGUGCUGAACGAGAUUGAGCGGAAUCUGCAGGAUGCCAUGGGGGUGGCGCGCAACGUCAUCUUCCACCCGCGACUGUCGCCGGGCGGUGGUGCGACGGAGAUGGCCGUGUCGGUGCGGUUGGCGCAGCUGGCCAAGAGCAUCGAGGGCGUGCAGCAGUGGCCGUACAAGGCGGUGGCGGACGCGCUUGAGGUGAUCCCGCGCACGCUGAUCCAGAACGCCGGCAAGAGCCCGGUGCGCGUGCUGACGGACCUGCGGGCGAAGCAUGCCGAGGGCAAGAGCUCGUGGGGCAUCAACGGCGACACCGGUGCGCUGGCAGACAUGAACGAGUACGGCGUGUGGGAGCCCGAGGCCAUCAAGGUGCAGAGCAUCAAGACGGCGAUUGAGGCGGCCUGUCUCUUGCUCAGAGUCGACGACAUUUGCAGUGCAAAGAGGGCACAGCCGGGUGUUGGCACGGGAGGAGGUGGUGGAGAUGAGUAA
Grosmannia clavigera kw1407 is the source of this 1623-nucleotide messenger RNA. RefSeq names its product t-complex protein gamma subunit. The transcript is spliced from 5 exons. Gene Ontology annotation, molecular function: ATP hydrolysis activity; ATP binding; ATP-dependent protein folding chaperone. Lineage: Eukaryota; Fungi; Ascomycota; Sordariomycetes; Ophiostomatales; Ophiostomataceae. Bases 1 to 1623 code for a protein of 540 amino acids. Gene Ontology annotation, biological process: protein folding. Gene Ontology annotation, cellular component: chaperonin-containing T-complex. The record is from RefSeq and is a predicted model, not a curated record.